UGAGCAAAAGCGUCGCAAGUGGAGGGUGGGAACUGAGGAGGAAGCGAAGACCGCAGCAUGCAGCAGCCAACCUUUCUGAGAAAUGCCAAGUGUGACGCUUGUAUUCGUCUCGCACCAGAAGCCUCGGGAGACACCGUCUUCAGUUCCCCACUGGAUAUCUGGAGGCCGAACUUCUCACAGGUGUCUGCCCUUUCCAGCCUGGUGAUGGUCGCGCUCUUGUGUGCUCACUGCCUUUGACCGACUGACUUGCUCUUCACUCGAACAUUCUUCAUGCACACGUGCGCAGCGCAUCGAUGGUCAUCUGUCACCCCCAGUGAGAAUUUAAUUCGCUCUUCAUGUUGCAUUUCUGGGCAAGAAGCUGGGACGAUAGUAGCACGUGUGACCUUUAUCAAGGAUCUGCGGUGAGCUGCUUUUCUCCGCUUUACCGAUCCAAUGUCCGCUGAUAACAUGCAUCUGUCAUUUACCGCAGCCGCGUCGCUUCGAGACGCCAACUUUACCACUCUGCAGGAGCCCGCGGUGAACAUUAGCCGGCAGCUGUGCAAUGUGGGCAAAUCCUUCACGAGCACUUUCUUGCCAACUGUUUAUAUGAUCGUCUUUUGUGUCGGAUUAAUCGGAAACUGUCUGGGACUGAGGAGUCUGUUCCGUAAUUGGAAGAGACUGGGUAGCAUCAACCUGUUUGUCCUCAAUUUGGGGGUGGCGGAUUUGCUGUACGUCUUCACCCUGCCUUUCCUGGUGCACUACUAUGCCAUGCACCGACACUGGCCCUUCGGACCGAGCUUCUGUAAAAUAACGCGCUUCUGUUUUAAUUUGAACUUGUACGGGAGCAUCGGUUUUCUCACCUGCAUCAGCGUGUACCGUUAUUUGGGGAUUGUCCAUCCCAUGGAGGUAAUGGGGCGUAUCCGAAGCCAACACUCGCUCUGUAUUUGCGCCUUAGUUUGGAUUUUGGUCAUUGCUGUAAUUUCUCCCGAUUUGUAUUUUGAUAAAACAUUACCGGGUUUAACCAAUGGCAGUUGCUUUGACACCACUACUAACGAUUAUAUCUCCGCAUAUUUGCACUACAGCCUUGUCUGGACCAUCCUGGGCUUCUGCGUACCGCUGGUCAUUAUUUUGGGGUGCUACGGACACAUCGCAAUUGUUCUCUCUAGAAAUAAAAAUGUGGAGCCGUCGCUGAAGCAAAAAUGCCUGAGACUUGUUGUGAUUCUCGUCGUCCUGUUUGUGGUUUGUUUCAUUCCCUACCACGUCCUCAGGAACUGGAACUUAAGAACCAGGAUACUGCAGUUACAGGGACAGUGCAAGCCGGCAUUCGGCAGGAUCUACAUCUCUUACCAAGUGAGCCGGGGACUGGCGUCAAUGAACAGCGCCUUCAACCCCCUGGUCUAUCUGAUAACCAACGACGACUUCCAGACGCGAGUCAGCGAGCUUAGCCAGCGGGCUCGUCGCUCGGUGGCGCUCUUGACAGGACGCAAAGGGCCCGAGGGACUGCUGGAUAAGUCGGACUCGAACGAGAUGAAGACUCUGGACGUGUGCGAACAGUGAAGAGGGAUCGGGGUGUGAAUGGAGCCGAGACGACACCCCGCCCUCUUUUCUUAUUCAAAGUGACCCUCGUCCUCCGCAAAUUAGCGAACAUUUGAGUGCGAGAGACGAGGUGGGACGUACGGUAUUUACAUAGCACUUAGUCAAGGCUGUGAAGUUUCAAAGUACAACUAAACAGGACAUCAUUAUGGUAACGUUUAUUUUAAACUCUCUGUGCCUUUUCUGCUUUUAUGCAGUUUAUUCCUCCACAUACAGCGCCUUUCACCUUAGAAGGGCAGCUUGUUUUUGACUCUCCUAAGUGUUAUUUACCACAGCAGGACUGCAGAAGGAAUGGCUUGGUGUCUCUGAUGCUGAGGGACUUCUGCAGAUAAACUGGUAAAGUUCAAAAUCUGGUUGCGUGACUGUAAUACAUGGUUAGCUUUGCUUUCCUCAUGUCAAACCACAAUGUCACUUUCUGCUAGAGAUGCAAAUUCAUUUUCUGAAUACAGUAAAAAAAAAAAAUAAAAGAACACAACUGCU
This is a messenger RNA of Polypterus senegalus (gray bichir), 2052 nucleotides long. RefSeq names its product P2Y purinoceptor 1. Gene Ontology annotation, biological process: G protein-coupled receptor signaling pathway. The record is from RefSeq and is a predicted model, not a curated record. The coding region runs from base 433 to 1536 and encodes 367 amino acids. Lineage: Eukaryota; Metazoa; Chordata; Cladistia; Polypteriformes; Polypteridae. The transcript has a single exon. Gene Ontology annotation, cellular component: membrane. Gene Ontology annotation, molecular function: neuropeptide receptor activity.